Fusarium venenatum is the source of this 996-nucleotide messenger RNA. RefSeq lists its product as uncharacterized. NCBI's taxonomy places the organism in Eukaryota, Fungi, Ascomycota, Sordariomycetes, Hypocreales, Nectriaceae. Gene Ontology annotation, cellular component: nucleus. Gene Ontology annotation, molecular function: zinc ion binding; transcription cis-regulatory region binding; DNA-binding transcription factor activity, RNA polymerase II-specific. Gene Ontology annotation, biological process: regulation of DNA-templated transcription. The record is from RefSeq and is a predicted model, not a curated record.
AUGUUCUGUUGUAUCCUGGCGCAGAGGGCAUCAGUAGGCAACGGGCAUCCGCCACCAUUCCUACAGCACAACGACACUCGAUGCAAGAAUAUCGUCAAAGACACUCUUGCGCCCGAACUUAUGACUCUGUUCGAGCUCCAGAAGUUCUCAAACCGACUACAUACAGCUAUGACAGCGCAGAUAUUGUCAAAUGACGGGGUUCCUGAAACAGUCGUCAAGACGUGGGAAGAUGAGUUUGAGCUUCUAAGACCACUUGUCAUCCAUGUUGAUACAGACUGCUCUCGACUUAUAAUCCUCAUCGCUCAGCUCGAAGUGCAGGCCUACUACUACCUCUCACUUCCCGACCAACGUCCCAACUUCACCAUCAAUACUCUCCGUGCCUACAACACCUCACAAAAUCUCGUAAACACAGCCCUCACUCUUGAGUCAACAUCCAGACUCUUGACUCACAACACCCACUGGAUCUACCGCGCUGUUAUGGAUGCCUGCUGCAUUCUUAUGUCCACACUACACUCCAAAGCUAGCCCCCCGCAUAUUUCAGCUUCAGACGCCGAUGCAGUCGUGGCACAGAUCCUGAUAGUGCUUCGAACCUGCUCAGUGCGCGAUAAUGAUCUUCCAGUGCGUGGAUCUGUUGUCCUUGAGACUUUCUGGUCGGUGAGACACAUACUGCCCAGGUGGGAUGUGCCCGUUGGUGCAUGGCCUGAUCGCAUUGGAGCUGCAACAUCGUACUGGUGUCUCGCACAGUUCAAACAGGCCUUACAAGAAGUAAAAAACAGCACAGAUGGUGCGCAGAAAGGCAUUGACGUUUACGAAGCUAAUCUUUCGAACGCCAACAAAAGUAAUGGUGAGGGUAUCGUCACAAAUCCAGACAUCAACAAUGGUCAGGAUCAGACUAUAGACAACUCUAUUGAUCCACUUCAAGGAGUCGACUGGUCCAUGAUCAUUGACGAUUUUGGGUGGAUCGGAGAGGGCCCUGUCUUCCUAGGCCCAGCAUAA